Messenger RNA from Oryzias latipes (Japanese medaka), 6146 nucleotides. RefSeq names its product nucleoporin 98 and 96 precursor (gene nup98). Gene Ontology annotation, biological process: telomere tethering at nuclear periphery; RNA export from nucleus; protein import into nucleus. Gene Ontology annotation, molecular function: structural constituent of nuclear pore; RNA binding. Gene Ontology annotation, cellular component: nuclear pore cytoplasmic filaments; nuclear pore. NCBI's taxonomy places the organism in Eukaryota, Metazoa, Chordata, Actinopteri, Beloniformes, Adrianichthyidae. The record is from RefSeq and is a predicted model, not a curated record.
GCGCGGUUUCCCUCCUCAUUGCGGCGCUGGUGUUUAGGUAAACUAAACCCGCUCCGAGCCGGCAAACAUUUUGAACUCCGCGGCUGUAGUCCUGUGGAAGACUGGUCGACACACAGACCGAGCGCUCCAUACAGCGUUGGAUCGUUAAAGGACUUAUGAGGUCCGGUUAGCAGGACACCAUGUUCAACAGCUCCUUUGGUACUCCGUUUGGUGGCGGGGCGGGAGGGUUUGGGGCAUCUUCUACCUUUGGUCAGCAAAACACAGGUUUUGGGACAACAGGAGCUUUUGGGACAUCUGCAUUUGGGGCAACCACCAACACAGGAGGACUGUUUGGCUCCACCCAGAACAAACCUGGCGGCCUGUUUGGAUCCAGCACCUUCAGCCAGCCACCUACUUCCUCCACGAGUACUGGCUUUGGCUUCGGAGCAAACAGCGGCACCUCCACCAACUUGUUUGGAAGCACUCCAACAGGCACCAGUAGUGGACUCUUCUCCCAACCGAACAAUGCAUUCGGUGCCAACAAACCUGCCACCUUUGGUAGCUUUGGAACAAACACCAGCACCGGUGGGCUGUUUGGGUCAACCAAUGCCGCCCCCAAUCCCUUUGGGGGCUCUAGCUCCAUGUUCGGAGGCUCUGGGUUCUCUGCUGCACAGCAGCCAGGAACCACGGUCAAGUUCAAUCCUCCAUCAGGGACUGACACUAUGGUGAAAGCAGGUGUGACCACAAGCAUCAACACCAAACACCAGUGCAUCACGGCCAUGAAGGAGUACGAGAACAAGUCCCUGGAGGAAUUAAGGCUGGAGGAUUACCAGGCGGGGAGGAAGGGCCCGACCAACCCGAUCGCGGCAGGGACGGGUGGUCUGUUUGGUGCAGCCACCCCCACGUCUAAUGCCACAACGGGUCUCUUUGGGCCAUCCACCUCCAACAACAGCUUUGCCUUUGGACCGAAUAAAACUCCGUUUGUAUCCACGGCGGGUGGGUUCGGGACAACCACUGGGGGUCUGUUCAGCCAGCCCAACCAGCAGACCACCGGCAGCCUCUUCAAACCCUUCGGUGGGUCGACCACGACUCAAAGCUCCACCUUCUCUUUUGGCAACACCAACACCAUGGGUCAGCCUAACACCAGCAGCAUGGGCAUGUUCGGAAACACUGCGGCUUCCCAGCCGGGGGGUUUGUUUGGCUUGACGCAGACCAGCACAGCCACAGGAUUUGGUACGGGCACUGGAUUGUUCGGACAACCCAGCUCAGGAUUUGGAACUGCUGGAACGCAGCCAAGUUUGUUUGGCAACAAAGCCACUGGGUUUGGUGCCACCACCACCAGCGCCCCAUCUUUUGGCACCACUACUGGAAUGUUUGGGGCCAAACCUUUGACUCUGGGAACCGGAACCAACCCCACUAGUUUCGGUUUUGGAGCGUCCCCUGCAGGGGGGGGUCUGUUUGGCAACAAAGCAACCACUGGAGCCCUGGGGACUGGACUGGGAACCAGCUUUGGGACAGUGGGAGCAGGAACCAGUCUAUUUGGAAACACCCAAAACAAACUGGGCACCUCGCUGGGAACAAUGGGAGCCUUCGGAACAACGGGUUUCAACACCGGGACGAGCUCGCUGGGCUUCGGACCGCAGCAGCAGCCUGUCGCGCUUACCGAUCCAAACGCCAACGCCGCUCAGCAGGCCAUGCUCCAGCAGCAGCUGAACAUCCUGGCAUACUCGCCGUACGGAGACUCGCCAUUGUUCAGGAACCCGCUGUCGGACCCCAAGAAAAAGGAGGAGCGUCUGAAACCCACAAAUCCCACGGCUCAGAAAGCUCUGACCACGCCCACUCACUACAAGCUGACCCCCAGACCCGCCACCAGAGUUCGACCCAAAGCGCUCACAUCUGCUGGAGCUUCAAAGUCGCAGCUGUUCGACGGUCUGGAUGACGACGAGCCUUCACUCACCAACGGAGCCUUUGUUCCCAGGAAGAGCAUCAAGAAACUGGUCCUGAAGAACCUGAACAGCAGUCAGUACAGCAGUCCUCUGAACAAAGACGGCGAUGACCUGGCCUCACCUUCAGAGUAUCCUCAAAAUGGACUCAGACAUGUGGAGGAGGAGCUUCAGGAGAUUCCAGGUCCAUGCGGUCAGUCCAACAUUGACCCAGAGGUCACUCAGUUCUACGUUAACCCCAUCGCCAAGCCCAUUCCUCAUGGCCGAGCCCAGGCCAACCUGCAGGACACCAUCAGUGAGCUCAACAUGCACAAAGUGCCCAGGACUGGGCUGGAGCUGAGCAACGAGGACAUGUCUGCGUCCCUGGGGGAGGAGUUUCUGCAGGAGGAUCAGGAGGAGGAGGAGCAGCAAGAGGAGCAGCGAUCUCCUCACCCUGCAGGUAUCGUCCUGAACCGGGUCGGGUAUUACACCAUCCCCCCUCUGGAGGAUCUGGCUGACAUGGUGGAUGAAAAUGGAGAGUGCAUCGUGGAGAACUUCACUGUUGGAAGGAAAGGUUACGGCUCCAUCUUCUUCCCUGGGGAGGUCAAUUUGACGAACCUGAACCUUGACGAGGUUGUUCACUUCAGACGCAAAGAGGUCAUCGUGUAUCCUGAUGACAAAAACAAGCCACCAGAGGGGGAGGGGCUUAACAGACGGGCCGAGGUGACUCUGGACGGCGUCUGGCCCAACGACAAAACCAGCUGCACUCAGAUCAGGAGCCCCGAGCGCCUGGCGGACAUGAACUACGAGGGCCGGCUGGAGAAGGCGUCCCGCAAACAGGGCGCUCGCUUCCUAGAGUACAGACCAGAGAGUGGGUCUUGGGUAUUUGAGGUGAACCAUUUCUCCAAGUACGGCCUUCAAGACUCCGAUGAAGACGACGACGUCCCGCCUAAGGCAGACCCCAAGAAACUCAAGAUGAUGUCACUUCCUGCCUCCAAGCUGCAGCCGCUGCUCCCCCCGUCCCAGCAGCAGGUGGCGCCACAGGCUCAGUCUGUUGACCUCAUGAGUGGCGUGGCGGAGUUUGACAGCGACAUGGCUGACAUCACCCAGAGCAACCUGCCAGAGAGCAUGCUGGGAGGUGAGGAGGAGGGCGCUCUGCUGCAGGGGGACAUGAAUGGAACCAGCCCAAAGCUCGGCGGUUUGGUCUCUGAGGAGCACGACAGCAUCUCCGCAUCCACACACCUGGCCUCCUCCAUGGGGAUCAACCCGCACACCCUGCAGAUCAUGAAGGCAUCUCUGUUUGCUGAGGAUGAAGAUGAGGGAGACCUUUUCCAGCAUCAGGGUGGGAUGAAGGUUUCCGCUGACAUCUCAUCUCCACGCCUCGCCAUGCCAGCAUCUCUGAGUCGACCCUCUGUUGGUGGACUCUUCCAGACUCGCUUCUCUACUGGUCAGCUCUCUGAGUCGCUCCGCCCUCCCCCUCGAGCGUCUCCAGUGGGACCGGAACCCCCCCGCUCAGUGCAGUGGAAAGGCCUGGGCCCCUCCUCUUUUAUGCUCCCCCCUCGAACGACAGAGCCCCCAAUCAGGACGGUCGGAGUGCGCCGCUUGGACGGACCUGUCCCUCUGAAAGAGUCCGUCACUCAGGGGAAGGGAGGCCUGCUGAUGGACGCGGGGCUAUUUGCUGGCCGCUCCUUCAGGGUGGGCUGGGGUCCCGGCUGGACGCUGGCCCACUGCGGCAGCAGACUCAGCUCUCCGACAUCUGAACCAGGGGCAAGCAGAGACCUGUGCCUGGCCGACUUCAGCUUCCUGCCAAAGGCUGCCCGGACCAAACCUUUGACAGAAAGUCCGUACAAGGUGGUUCUUGAGCAGCUGGUGGGUCUAGAUCCUCUUCAGGGUAAGACCAGUGAGGACGACGAGGACCAGACCGUGCUGCAACGCCCCCUGGAAAUCAGCCUGAAGUACAGCACUGUCAGUGUUCCAGACGGGUCCGACUGUCCUCUAGUGAAGCCACGGCCCGGUGUGGACGCGCUGCACGCUUACGCCGAGUGGAUCACAGAGCUGGUGGAGAAAGAAGGCGGCGCAGAGCCCCUCCUGGGUCACUGGGCUGAGGUCUGGACUCUGUGUGAGGCCCUGUGGGGCCGCCUGGGCCCUGCAGACGUGGAAGCUGAUGCUGAGAUGCCCAGCCAGUAUGAGCAGCAACUUGCCAGGAGGAGGAGCUUCUCCGCCUGGCUGUCGUCCGGCGCCACCCACAGGGUGGAGGAGGAGGUGUCUGUGGCAGGAAAGGGUUGCCACGCAGACGCCAUCUUCAGUUACCUGACAGGAAACCGAAUCAGCGAGGCAUGUCGACUCGCCCAGAAAGAAGGAGACCACCGUCUGUCCCUGCUGCUUUCUCAGGCCGCCGGCUCUCAGAUGUGCCGCGACCUGCUGGGACUGCAGCUCGCCGACUGGAGCCGCACUCAUACGGACUGCUACCUGACGGAGGAACGGCUUCGCAUCUACGCUCUGCUCGCCGGAAAACCGGUGUGGCAGUCCUCGGACUCUGUGGUGAACGUGUGCUCACAGCUCGACUGGAAGCGCUGCGUGGCUCUCCACCUCUGGUACAUGCUGCCCCCCACGGCGUCCGUGGCCGACGCCCUCGCCAAGUACGAAGCUGCCUUCCAGGGUUCAGCCGAGGGGGGGAAGUACUCCUGCGCCCCCCUCCCCCCCUACUUGGAGGCAAAACAUUUUGAUGAGGAGGAGGAGGAGGAGGAGGAAGAGUCUAAUCGUCCAUUGUACGAUCUGUGCUUCCACCUGCUGAAGCUCUACAGCGACAGACACUACGGCCUGCAGCAGCUGCUGGAGCCUCUGACCGUUACCUGGCAGCGCCUGGAUUUCCGGCUCAGCUGGCACCUGUGGGGCGUCCUGCAGGCGCUGAACUUCAGUCACCUGAGCGCCGCGCGGCAGGGACUCCUCCACGCCAGCUACGCCGCACAGCUGGAGAGCGCCGGCCUCUGGCACAUGGCCGUCUACAUCCUGCUGCACAUCCCCGACCACGCUGAGCGCGAGCGCGCCGUCAGGCACGUGCUGAGCCAGCACUGCCCCCUGGAGGAGUCGGACCAGUCCCUGCAGAGGGAACGCUUCCUGACCGAGCAGCUGCUGGUCCCAGAGCCGUGGAUCCACCUGGCAAAGGCCACCCGAGCCCAUCGGCACUGCGACAGACACCAGCAGGCCCUGCACCUGUACCGGGCCGGCUCCUGGAACCAGUGCCACCGACUGCUGAUCCAACACCUGGCCUCAGACUGCAUCAUCAACGACAAGCACGACUACCUGCUGGAGUUCCUGGAGGGCCUGGCGGUCCCUGAACACUGCGCCACCAUCCUGGACUGGGACACGGCUGGGGGGGUUUACCUGGACUACAUCAGAGUCAUCAAGACUCUGCAGGACAUCCAGCAGGUGGAGAACACCGCUUAUGAGUUGGAACGUCUUUACACCGACGUCACCUCGCUCUGCGGACGAAUCGAGCUGCUUCCCUGCAGCAGCGCCAAGGACCGCCUCGCCCAAUCAGAGAUGGCGAAGCGUGUGGCCAACAUCCUCCGCGCCGUGCUGAGCCUGCAGCAGGGGGACGCCGGGGCCCAGCUCCCUGGCAUCCCGCUCGCCCAGCUGGCGCCGCACAUCGGGCGUCUGCCGAUGCCGGAGGACUACACGCUGGAGGAGCUGCGGGGCCUCACACAGUCGUACCUGCAGCAGCUGAUCGUCGGCCAAUGAGGGCGCAGGAAAACAGCAGCACUGCGGCUGCUUCUCGGUGCUCCGCCUUCACCAGCAUCAUGACCAAAAAGAAUAGAUGAGACGUUUCAAACCCCUGCAGGGUUGAUAGGUGUUCGGAUCAGAACCUACAGGGUCAACAGAAGUCUUUGCUCUGCUGGAGUUUUUCCAGAACAAUAAACAUUCUGCAGGGUUCACUCAGAGCCGCCGGCAGACGGGAAGUUCUGAGUCCCUCCGGAGUCUGGAAAACAAGCAGAGGCCUAUUUUUGUACGUCUCCUGUUUUCUGAAAGAAAAUCAUUUUUACAGAAAUGUUUUUUUCAUCAAAUCAAGAUGUUGGUUUGCUCCCAGAUUUCUGUUUUAUCUGACCUCCAUGAGGGGGCGCAGCGGCUGCACUUGGCAUCGCUCCUCCUUCCAGACUCCAGGCUGUGUGUUUGUGUGCAUGUGUGUGUUACUGUGCGGUUUCUGAUGAUUUGUUCAUAUUUUUAAUAAAGUUGAGUAGAAAUAAA